Musca vetustissima is the source of this 585-nucleotide messenger RNA. Its product is annotated as cuticle protein 12.5-like. Lineage: Eukaryota; Metazoa; Arthropoda; Insecta; Diptera; Muscidae. The transcript is spliced from 2 exons. The record is from RefSeq and is a predicted model, not a curated record. Bases 1 to 585 code for a protein of 194 amino acids.
AUGGCUGCUAAAUUUGUGAUCCUUGCUGUCUUGGCUUUGUGUGCCUCAGCUCAGGCUGGUGUUACCACCUUUGCCUCUUCGUACAAUGCCCACAGCAUCAAUCAUGCAGUGGCUUAUCCAGCCGCUACACCUGCUACCCCAACCUUGGCAGCACCAGCUGUAGCUCCUGCUGCUCCAGCGGCUAAAGUUGAAUAUACUGCUCCAGCUGUUGCUGCUCCCGUCAAUCCUGUGCCUGUACCUGCCAAGGUUGGUUUUGCUGCCGGCGCCACUCUUCCCUAUGGCAGUCCAUUUGUUGGUCAAACCUUUGCUGCUCCAGCUGUAGCUCCCUUCACACAAUUUGCUGGUCCAGCUAAUGUAUACCCUGCUGCUGCUGCUCCAGUUCCCGCCACCCUGCCAUUUGCCGCUCCUGGAAAAUUUGCCUUCCCAGCUCAACCAGCUGCCUUGCCUGUCUUCAAUUAUGCCUAUCCACCCACUGCCUUUGCUGCACCUGGUAAAUUUGCCUUCUCUGCCCCCGCACCAGCCCCUGUCUAUGGUGCCGCCUAUGGUGUACCAGCCGCUAAAUUGCCCAAUCCUUACUUUGCCUAA